Messenger RNA from Fusarium sp. VM40, 660 nucleotides. The record is from the annotation of a GenBank genome assembly. Lineage: Eukaryota; Fungi; Ascomycota; Sordariomycetes; Hypocreales; Nectriaceae.
AUGGAGCAUCACGUAGACUUCCUUUUCGGUGGCACCAAGCCCUGGAAUAGCAGUCUCUGGACCGCCCAAGACGACCGCGUCCGCGGCGGCUCCAGCAUCUCCCACCUGACGGUCUCAAGCCCCACGCAGGCCAUCUACCACGGGAACCUGGACACCAAGACACUAGGCGGCGCGGGCUUCGCGUCGCAGCGCACGCAGGGCGACCUGGGGCUGGAUCUGUCGGCCGCGACGGGGCUGCAGCUCGUGCUCGGGGCGGGCAGCUCAGAUCACAAGUUCACGCUCAACGUCAAGGACACGCUGCCCGGGAAGAGGAAGGACGGCAGGGAUGAGUCCGGUGUGAGCUGGGAGGUGGACUUUGAGGCGCCGCGCGAGGGUGGUGUUUUGGUCAAGACGUGGGAUGAGUUCAAGGCCACGUAUCGUGGGAGGGAGGUGAAGGAUCCUGAGCCUUUGAAGACGGAUGAGAUCAAGAGGAUAUCUAUCAUGACGCGAAGCUUCUUUGAUAAGCAGGAUGGAGACUUCAAGCUGGUCAUCAACUCAAUUGCUGCGGUUAAGAAGUGCAGCGAUGAGAGCGAUGAUGAGGACGAUUUGAAGAAGCCUAAUCUCGAUGUCAAGGCUAGCCCUCGUCCUGCCUGGAAGGCUCUGUUCUGUGGCUUUUUGUAA